Molecule: messenger RNA, 1221 nt
Organism: Electrophorus electricus (electric eel)
Lineage: Eukaryota; Metazoa; Chordata; Actinopteri; Gymnotiformes; Gymnotidae
Gene: hmgn7
Product: high mobility group nucleosomal binding domain 7
Biological process (GO): chromatin organization
Cellular component (GO): chromatin; nucleus
Molecular function (GO): nucleosomal DNA binding
Source: RefSeq, a predicted model, not a curated record
CAUUCAACCACUGAGUCUAAUGUAGCCCAGCUUCACUGUUUACUACAGAAUUAGUGCAUAGCGGACGGCAGGCUCUCAGAUCUGUGAACUCCGAAUCAUAAACGAGACCUGUUAGUUUUGCACAAAAGAAGAAAAUUAUCCCAAACUCAACAUGCCCAAGAGAAAGGGAACUGAUGGAGAAGUUAAGGAAGAGCCCCAGAGAAGGUCUGCUAGAUUAUCUGCAAAACCAACAACCCCUAAACCUGAACCCAAACCCAAGAAAACAGCCAAGAAAGAGAAGGAAGUGAACGAUAGGAAGGAGAAAACGAAGGCAAAGACUGAAGAGUCAGAGGAGAACCAGUCAGAGAACGGAGAGACCAAGAGUGACGAGGUUGAGAAGACUCCAGAGGCGGAGCCUGAAGCAGAGAAGGAGGAGCCUAAAGCUGAGUAGCACCCCACCCAUCCAUCCAUUUUUUCUUUCCCAUCUGUCUGCUGUCCUUCCCUCUAUCCCUUUCUGUCUCCCUCCCUCCCCCCAGGUUCCAAGCCCCAAAUGGAUCCCUCUAUCCACAAUUGUCACCAGAAGAAUAUUUUUAUCAGCAAUUUUGUAAAUACUGGUUCAGGUUUUUAGCACACAAAAAAAAAAGCUAAAGAAGAGGUUUUCAGUGGUAACCUCAUCAGCUGUCUCCAACGUGAGCAGCGCCCGAUGCCGUGACUUUGGGUUGGGGGAUGUUGGGCUUUUGGUUUGUUUUAUUUUAUUUUUUUAAUGGAUGGUCUGUAUCUUGGUUUAGGAGUUUAGACACAGGACCUGGAUUAGCAGCUGGGUUUGUGCUCGUCUGUUAGGGACUAUGGUAUUAAUCUUGAGUUUUUGUUCUUCAUUUGGGGGUGUAUUUUAUUUUUCUUUAAAAAAAAAAUUGAGAGAGUAGUAAAUUCUGCAAAUAUGAAAAGAGAAGAAAAAAAUUACAUUAAACAAACUUAACAUUCCGGGUGCCUCCUACCUGUGUAAAGUGUCAUUUAGUCAUGGCAAUGUGACAAGGACAGUUGAACGGUUCGCUGGGAUUGUUUGGGGGAGGGAAUGGGAAAGUAUGUAUUUGUGGGAUUUUUUUGAAACUACAGGAUUUUAAAGAAAAAAAAUUCUAAUGUCUUUUGGGAGUUUUUUUUAAACACUGAAAAUUCAUCUGUGAAAGAGUAGCGUGCCCUGAAUCUUACUCAAUAAAGCCCUCAUUGGAGUUUUCCUCAAAAAAA